This is a messenger RNA of Marmota monax (woodchuck), 12107 nucleotides long. RefSeq names its product solute carrier family 49 member 4 (gene Slc49a4). Gene Ontology annotation, molecular function: transmembrane transporter activity. The transcript is spliced from 9 exons. Gene Ontology annotation, cellular component: membrane; intracellular membrane-bounded organelle. Gene Ontology annotation, biological process: transmembrane transport. The record is from RefSeq and is a predicted model, not a curated record. The coding region runs from base 154 to 1626 and encodes 490 amino acids. NCBI's taxonomy places the organism in Eukaryota, Metazoa, Chordata, Mammalia, Rodentia, Sciuridae.
CCACCCGCUCGGGUGGCGCAGGCGCACCAGGCGCGGCCGGGAGGCCGAGGGCAACCACAGCAGCUCCGACUGGGGCUCCUCCCGCCGGGUCUGAGUGGGCUGGUAGGCGGCCACCGAGUCUGCUCUGGGCAGGGGCCGGCGGGCGGCGUGGCCAUGGGCGCAGGCUGGAGUAGCGAAGAGGAGCGGCAGCCGCUACUGGGGCCCGGGCUCGGGCCUGGACCCGGGGCUGCGCGCAGGAGCCGGGAGGCGGCGGCGGCGGCGGCGGUGGCGCUGCCCGCGGCUGGCCCCGGUCCGGGACGGGUGUAUGGGCGCCGUUGGCUGGUGCUGCUGCUCUUCUCGCUGCUGGCGUUCGCGCAGGGCCUGGUUUGGAACACCUGGGGCCCUAUCCAGAACUCGGCGCGCCAGGCCUAUGGCUUCUCCAGCUGGGACAUCGCGCUGCUUGUGCUGUGGGGGCCCAUUGGCUUCCUACCCUGCUUCGCGUUCAUGUGGCUCCUGGACAAGAGAGGACUCCGGGUGACUGUGCUUCUGACGUCGUUCCUUAUGGUUUUGGGAACUGGUCUAAGAUGCAUACCUAUAUCAGACUUAAUGCUGAAAAGACGAUUAAUCCAUGGAGGACAGAUGUUAAAUGGAUUGGCAGGUCCAACUGUUAUGAAUGCUGCACCAUUCCUCUCCACAACCUGGUUUUCUGCAGACGAACGGGCCACUGCCACAGCGAUUGCUUCCAUGCUCAGUUAUCUGGGUGGGGCAUGUGCAUUUUUAGUUGGACCUCUUGUUGUUCCAGCUCCCAAUGGGACAUCACCACUUCUUACUGCAGAGAACAGCAGGGCUCAUAUUAAAGACAGCAUUGAGACUGUGUUGUAUGCAGAAUUUGGAGUUGUCUGCUUAAUAUUCUCUGCAACACUAGCUUAUUUCCCACCCCGGCCUCCUCUUCCUCCCAGUGUUGCUGCAGCUAGCCAGAGGCUAAGUUAUCGACGCAGCUUUUGUAGGCUAUUAAGCAAUUUGAGAUUUUUGAUGAUUGCUUUAGCAUAUGCUAUCCCACUUGGUGUAUUUGCUGGCUGGUCUGGAGUUCUGGACUUAAUUUUAACGCCAGUGCAUGUCAGCCAAGUAGAUGCUGGCUGGAUUGGAUUUUGGUCCAUAGUUGGAGGCUGUGUUGUUGGAAUAGCUAUGGCAAGGUUUGCAGAUUUUAUCCGGGGUAUGCUGAAACUAAUUCUUCUCCUCCUGUUUUCUGGGGCUACACUGUCAUCCACAUGGUUCACCCUGACCUGUUUGAACAGUAUCACACAUCUGCCUUUGACUACAGUGACAUUGUAUGCCUCCUGUAUUCUCCUGGGAGUUUUCUUGAAUAGCAGUGUACCUAUAUUUUUUGAGCUUUUUGUGGAAACUGUCUACCCAGUUCCAGAAGGAAUUACUUGUGGAGUCGUCACUUUUUUAAGUAAUAUGUUCAUGGGAGUACUUUUAUUUUUUCUCACAUUUUAUCAUACAGGUCAGAAGCCUUUGGCCAUCCGUGUCAUGGGGAUCAAGUGCUUUCCAGGGACUUCAGAGCACAAGCACUGUGUCUCCAUCUCAACUCACCCUUGUUUCUCUGAAUACAGUUUCAUCUGCGAGGCCCUUAAAUAUCUACAGUAAGGGUGACUAACUGCUUGGUAGGGUUGCAGUAACUGUUGUAUGAAGAGUGUGGUUCCGUUAUGGCUGAGCACUUUGUUAAAAGCAAAAUGACCAACCACACAGAGCAUGUGUGUCUUCAACCUACAUGUGGCGGCGUAAGCAGUAAAGUUCAGCGCCAACUGUUAUUUAACCAGGGUUAGAUUUUAUUAAAUGACCCUGAAAACAAAAAUUUCUAACAUCAAAAUUUUCCAAUCUGUUGAGUGAUUUCUGAAUCAUACCCUUGUGUUUCAGUUCAGGUUGUAAAUAUUCAAUUCUGUAUGAAGUCAGUAUAUUUGAGAGGGCAGCAUUUUGCCAGUACCUAUUUUUUUUCUAUGAAUGGUAGAUUUUUUUUAAAAUAGCAGUAACUCAUUGGACAGCUCUCAGACAUGAUUUCACUAUGACAUAAAAUCCGCUGUGGUGGUAGCAUGCUAACUCAAAUGUUUAACAUUUACACGAUUCCCCUCACACAGAAAAAACAAACACUUCCCCCAAAGUCAAGAAUAACACUACCUUUAUUACUCUCUGCUUCCUCCAGCUCCCUUCUUUCCUCUCACUUGAAAUUGUCACACCAUUUUCAGCUAAGUGUGUAUUUUACUUGUCUUUCUGGACAGUGUAAGCCAGUCCUGUGUCAGCUAGGGUGGGGAAGCGUGGUUAAGGAAGCUGGCAGCCCUCACUCCUGCUUGUCAGGGCAUGUGUGCAUACCCUCACGCUUCACAAGCACCUCAAAUGCCUCGCCCUGCCCUCUUAGCAAGCUCAAGACUAUGCAUUAACUCACCUCAGGCCUGGAGGAGGAUUCUAGGACUGCCUGGUAUCUUCCAAGACUCUGAUUGUGAAAGUAGGAAAAUAAGAAAACCCUCGAAAUGAACAUCUUUCAUUCACCUUUGACUCAUCUCCCUUUUUAAAAAUUUUUUUAUAACCUUUAUUUUAUUUUUAUGUGGUGCCGAGGAUCAAACCUGGUGCCUCACCAUGCUAGGCGAGCACUCUACCACUGAGCUACAACCCCAGCCCUGAAUCAUCUCCCUUUCUAACCACCUGCUCACUUAGCAUCAAGAACUGAAGGAAUUUGGGAAAGAGAAGAAAUCCUGUGAAAGCUAGUCUUGGUUCCAAUUGACUCUCUCAUCCUUCUUAAGUAAAAAUGAAAUAAAGUGAAGUUAGAAUUCUUGAAGAUGAUUGAAAGUCAGCAUUAAGGAUAUUAGUAGGCCAUGACCUGGAUGCUAAAUAACCACCACCCCUUUCCAUUUAGAAAGCAGGAAAGAAGCAUGGAGUAUGGGGUUUAGACACACCAUUGUGUUUAAGGACUAUGCUAUAUCAAAUCCUGUAUAAUGAGACUUCUGACAAAACAUUUUAAUUAACAGUUCAUUCUACUUUUAGCAAAGUACAGAAUAACACAUACAAAAUGAUACAUACCUCAGUAACUGAUUAGCUGGAAGACAUCCCAAAUGGGCAGUGAUUAACAGUUCUUGCUUUGGACCAGGCACUGACUGUUCUUUGGCCUAGGUGCAGGAAGCCGAGUCUGCCGGUCCCCUCCAGGUCGGCUUACCCCUCCAGUUGAUCAUUGUUCUAAUCACAAACUGCAGCUGUUUUAAAUGAUCAAAAUUUCAUCUGCCAGGCCUGAUAGGAAGAAAACCAAAGGCUUGUGUGUGGGGAGAGGACCAUAUGUUAUUUAUCUGAACAUUGCAAAUCAUAAUUUUUUGGUUUUUAUUCCUAGCCUGCAUCAAAAUAGACUAGCUGUUAUCUUUGUACUUUUUGAACACACAUUGUAGAACCCAAAUGAAGUCUUAUAACUGGAAGAAAUCUUAACUCUCCACUAAUCCAAGCCCUCAUUUUAGAAUUUACAGACAUGGUCCUAGAAAGAUAAAGUAUCUUGCCAAAGUAUUAGUUACAGUUAUCCCCCAAUAUCCAUGGAAGAUUGGUUCCAGGACAACCCCCCAUACACAGAUAUCAAAAUCCUCAGAGAUCAAAACCCUUUGUAUAAAAUGUAUUAGUACUUGCAGAUAACUGAUUUAAAUCCUCCCCUAUACUUUAAAUCAUCUACCUAUACAAUGUAAACACCAUGUAAAUAGUUGUUACACUGUGUUGUUAUUAAGGAAUAAUAACUUUAUCUGUCUUUAGUACAGGUACAAUUUUUUUUUCAAAAAUGUUUUAUCUUUGGUGGGUUAAAUCCACAGAUAGAGAAACUGUGGAGAGGAAGGACCCCGUGUAAUAGAAAGGAAGAACUAAGACCCACAUUUUUAUUCCCAAAAUAGUUUCUCCUCCUUACCUCACAAAUUGGAAGGUUAAUUUAGACCAUUUCAUGGGUUAAUGAAUAUUCUUCUGUGUCCAAAAUUGAUGCGGCUUAUGAAUGAAUUGUCAUUAUCGAGUAUGAAAAGUUCAGGAACUAAAUCGAGGUGAUCACUGAUUUACAAGUGAGAUUAUAAGUAAAAUUUAUAAAUAAAUCAUUAUCCUGUAGGUGCUCUAACAUCUCUUAAGUCUUAACUUGCAGUGACAUUGUAUGAAAGAUUCUGAUGAAUAAUUCAGUCCUCAUAAACUCAGCUAACAGCAUUAUUAAUUGGUAAGGACAUGUUAUAGUGUAAGUUCCCUGUGGCUUAUCAAUUAAUACUUCACAGUUUAUGGGAAGAAGCAGUUUUUAAUAUGAUCCAUGGUAGAGGUAAAGCAAUAAGAUAAUUACACAAGUGCAUUUCACUGGAAGAUGGAGCUAUUAAAACAACAAGAGGGAAUCAAGUGCACAUGUAAUUUUGUAUAUUUAAACAUAUGGCCUCAGGGCCAGGUUUUAUCAUGGAUCAUAUAUUCAUGUUUAAUUAUUGAGAAUGUUUACAGCUUGUUUUUAUGAAGCUUCUCUAAUGAAGGAUCCAAGCUAAGGGAUUUUAAGUUGAAAAGAUUAAAUCCCCAUCUACUUAUCUUUUAAUUAGUUUUUUUUAACUCUUAUUUGUACUAAAAUCCAGGCAUUUGUCUUGCAAUCUGCAUGAAUACAAGCUUCAUUUUAAACUCAAGAUCAAAUAAAAAUGUAUAGCAAAUUUGUUUUCCAUUAAGGUUAAGAAUCACAUUAAUUUUGUCCCUGAAAUAAUAAGUACAGGAAUUACUAUGAUCAUACCAUAUCACCAGGCAAGUACAGAAGCUGGGAUAUGGGGAACUCCCCAACUCCUAGACCAGCAUUCUUUCCAAUAGUAAGAGCACUUUCCUCGCACACACAAGGCCCCGGGAUAGAUCCCCAAUACUGCGAAAAGAAAGACAUGAAGAAAACAAUAUAAUGUCACCUUAGAGAAACAGAUCACUUGAUCAGACUUAUAAAUACAGAAAAGAGUACAAUUCCACAUUAAUUUGGAAUUAUUGUACAGAAGGGGAUAAGACAAAGUUUAUUUCUGUUACCAUCAAGCAGUUUUGCUAGUCCAUAAGAAAAGAUAAGCACUGGGGCUGAGGAUGUGGCUCAAGCGGUAGCGCGCUCGCCUGGCAUGCGCAGGGCACUGGGUUCAAUCCUCAGCACCACAUAAAAUAAAAAAAAUAAUAAAGGUGUUGUGUCCACCGAAAACUAAAAAAUAAGUAUUAAAAAAUUCUCGCUCGCUUAAAAAAAAAAAAAAAAGAUAAGCACUACUCAGGGGAAAGUGUGAGACCAUCCUAGAAGAGUGGAAGUUCACUUGGGGUGCUGGUUUAAGAGCAGGCCUGGGGCCCUGUGCUCAGCAGAGGCGAGUGUCUGCUCACCCACCUCUCAGCUGUCCCGAGCUCCCAUUCUUGCUCAGAGUCCUCCUUGUUCCACUGGAGCCUCAGACUUAGGAGAGGCUCUAGGAAUGAAAACCAGGCUGUGAGGAGACCCUCCAGGCAUCACCUCUGGCCGGGAGCUGGGAGUGAGGGAGGCUGGGAACAGAAGGACAAUUACAUGUUUCUCAGUCUCUCCAGUUUAGCUCUUUCUUGGUCAGAACUGAAACAACAACAGCCUCUUCUCACCAUACACUUUUCUGAGGCUCUGACUCCUUGUUGCCCGAGGUAUCUCAGUUUCCAGAACUUGUAUGAAUCUGAAUUCAGCUUUGGCCCAGAAUUCUGGCUUCCUUGCCCUGAUGUUCUAGCACAGACCUUCACCUCCAACCCUCCCCAGACUCCUGCGGAAAGCAAGGCCACACAUCUGAGCUUCUCUCUCCUGAACAGGACACUGGCAUAAGCAAAACCUAAGUAAAUCCAGGGAAAAGAUUAAACAGUUCCCACAGCUAAGUCUUGUAAAUUAGAAUAUUUCCCUGAAAUGGGAAUUGCAAAGGUCUUGGACAGUGUGUAGUUAUUAUUUAUUGCAUUUUUUAAAAGAUGAGCUAAUUGCUUUAUGUGCCUUAGAACCUGGUAGACCUCAAACAAUAGCCUUUCAUCUCUGCCCUCUCUCUAAAAGAGCAGAAGUCAUCUCGGCCCUAGCUGUUCUGUUCAUUGAACAAGAUUUAACUUAAAAAUUUUAAAGCCUAGCUAAAAAAUGAAAGAAAGCAUGAAAUUGAGUUUUAGCAACUUUGAUAAAAUACUAAGACACAUCAAACCAUUUUAGCUCUAAAUGUGUUGGACUUAGUGCACUGUAAGGCUCAGAACCCUGAAGGGGUUGCCAGAAAUCUACCCAAAUAUUGCAGUACUCUUAGGAUGCCCUGAAAGCUCUCCUAAUUUAUAAAGGAUAUCUCACAGUCUUUAACAAAUUGGCAAGGCUAACUUAUAAAUACUUCAUGUUCACCCUAAUGUUAGAAAAUUAUUUUAAAUUAGUAGAGUAUUUAAUUUAGGCUUGUCUAAUUUACAUUAGCUUUCUUCUUAUUUACUUACCAGGAAUAUAGAAUGAAAGAAAUGAUCUAAUCCAACCAGCAUGUUUUAUAAAAGGAUAGACAGAGAGCCUUUUAUGUUAAAUGAUACAGCUGGGUUUUAGCAGAGCCCCCAACUCCUAGACCAGCAUUCUUUCCAUAAAUGAUCAAUGUAUUAGCCAGAAUUAAUCCUUUUAAUUUUCUCUCACAUCUUUUCAAGUUUUUUAAAUUACGCAAGGCAUGCAUGAAUGUAUAACAACUAUGAAAUAGCCAAGACAGGAACAGAGCAAAGUCCACCUCUACAUAAGCACGUGCUGUGUCACUGGUUCUUCUCUCUAGAUAGUCAUCAUGAAUUCUCCUAGAGGACAUUUUAAAUAAAGUCAUUUAGGGAACUAUUUCUUGGACCAUGCCAGCAUAAACGUUAUGGGCAGAAGCAGGAGUUUCUGAGACCCCCCCCCAGAUGACUCUCAAGGAGAGCAGUGGUUAAUUUAGACACUUCACACACCUGGCUCUGUACCAUCAAGUUCUAUCAUACGCUGAAGUUUAAAAGUGAAUUCCAGUAUGCAUUAUCCUGUUUUCUUAUACAAUACACACUUCUGUAUUUGUAUUGGAAAUAUAGUUUCUAUUCUUAUGCCUUCAAGUAAAGUUCUUGUGCUAUGAGAGAGAGAGAAAAAAAAAAGCAAAACAUGACCCUCCCCAGAAUCCAAAUAGAGUUUCUUGACAGGGUUUUCUUGACUCCUGCAAUAUUGUAGAGAACAGAAGGUUGAGAGAAUAAGUUUGUGUCUUGUCAUAUUUUUUUAAAAUAGAGAUUCUGGUAAUUCUUAAUAUUUUUGCGGCCACCCUACUUUUGAAGCAAUCUGCAGAACUGAUGAACCAUAGCAGAACAAGAAUUUAGCUUCAUUUGGUCACUUCUUUCUUUCCUGUUCUCUUGCCCAUCCAGCUUUCUCCUUUCUGGUCAUUUCUCUUUAUUUCUGAAUAUGCUUGGAAGUGAGCUGUGUGAACCAGGUUAUCUGAGUUACCAGCAGUAGGGAAGAGAGCUGGCCCCACAAUUUCCUCAUGGACUAAACUAGAGAGGGCACAAAGAGUGAGCACUGGCCUAGGAGCCCGAGGGCCUGGCUCUUAUCCCAGGCCUGGUGAAGUCAUUUCUCACUUAUGAAAAUCUCUAAAAUAAGGGGAGAAUAGAAUAAUGAUGUUCCCCUAGGUUUCUUCCAGUUUAGAAAUUCCAGUCCAUGCUUAUUUCAGUGUUAGAAAAUGACCAAAGCAGUCUGUAAGACUAAAGAGCUUCCCAGUGCUUUCAUGUUCCAUUUGUGCAGCAGCCCCCCCCAUCACGUGAACACAUGAAAUAUUAUGCUGCAUACAUUUCAACAAGAAAAAAAUGUCUUUUUCAGUGUCUGUGGUAGGAGAUAAGCUUCAGGUGCUGUUUAUUUUCCCGUAGGACUUUAUAUAUGAAAUGCAGGAUUUAUUAAAUUUAUCAAGUGCAAUAAGAGAAAAGCUGACAUCUGAUGUUGAAAACAUUCUGGGAGCCAGGUGGGAGUACUGCAUUUGCUCACCAGAGUCAGACACUUAUCCUGUAGUCUGGUUUGAUUCAUUGUGAGGUGGCCUGGAUUUGCAGCUGUAGAAAUCAAGCCAUCAGGUCAGAUAGCAAGGCGGAUCCUUGAACUUAUUAUCUAGAGUUAUGGUACCAAACAACUGUGAGAUGCAACAAUGUCAUCUCUACACGGCCAGAUUCUUCCAGCAGAGCUAUGCAAACACCUUCCUGGGUGAGGGCCGAGGAGCAAGCACGUUAAGAUGUGAUCUACCUGCAGGUGUAGUACAUGCAGCUUCACUGCAACUCUAACACAGAGCAAUGAACCCAAAGAACUACCUGGGAAGUAGGAGGCCUGGCCUUUGUCCUGGUUAAGUGGACUAUUCUCUGUGGACUUGUGUGCCUCUCUCAGGGUCAGAGUGGAUUCUCCUUUGGGCUAAAGAGUUUUAUAGUUCUCUGAUCUAUAUCUGUUAGUCGCACACAGCAGAAAGCAGAAAACCAUGUGAAUUCGAUACUUUUCUACUAGUUCUCCCAGUUUAGACAUUAUCUUUUCAAACAAACUAGGAACUUCUACAAACCCCUAUUCCUUGUGGGCUAGGAAGUUAUGGAAACUCCUUGAGACUGUUAUUCUAUCCAUUUCCUGCUGCCUGUCUAGUUGGGGGAAAGAUGACUGUCUUGAACCAGAUGCUGAUUGCCUUUCCUACUCAGUCGUACUUUAUCAAUAUUCCUUUACCAAUUUUUGUUAUCUAGAUUCUGAAAAUUUUUUUGACUUUUAAUUUUCUUACACAAACUGUACCUUUCAUCUUAAAGUAGAAUAUGAUCCUUUUCCUUCUGCUUUAUAAUUUGAACAUAACAACAUUCUAGAAUAAAAUCAGGCAUGGAUUUCAUCAUAGCCAGUAUCAAAUACUGGGUGAAGCAGAUUAUAUAAAGAUUUUUAAAAGAAGAAGGAAAAGAAGCAGGAUGGAGAAAUCUGUAUCCAAUAAUUCAGUCAGUAUAUUUUGGGCUCCUGCUCUAUGCUGGCCACUUGGCUAGACACUGAGGAUGAAGAUACAAAUAAGAGGUCACCUUGGCCCUCAGAUUUGCACUCCAUUGAGCCUAUUCAUAAAAAUAUAACUAAAAGCCAGCAAUCACCCCAAAAGGGCUGUUGGAAUCUUUUGUAACUCAUAUCUAUGCUGUCUUAGUUUCUGUAUGUGGAGUCUUACUCUCUUGAGAAAAUAUAUUCUAAAUCCUGUUUUCAUGAGCCAUUAAAAAUUUGUGCUAGGCCAGAUGUGGUGGUGCACACCUGUAAUCUCAGCAGCUUGGGAGGCUGGACAGAAGGAUCACAAGUUCAAAGGCAGCCUCAGUAACAGCGAGGCACUAAGCAACUCAGUGAGACCCUGUCUCUAAAUAAAAUACAAAAUAGGGCUGGGGAUGUGGCUCAGUAGUCGAGUACCCCUGAGUUAAAUCCCCAGUACAAAAAAAAAAAAAGGAGAGAGAAACAUAUUUCAUGCUUAUCCCUAUCAAUGUACACUUAGGUUGGCCUUCAUUGAGUAAAAAAUAACCGUGGACAAACUUUGAAGGGAAAGGCAGAAAAAUCUGUUUUGAUGGCUUGAAAAUAAGUGGAAAGGUUUUUAGGGAAAACCAACAAACUUCCAACGAUUUCAGAUCUGCCAGUAUUCAUUCAGGCAUGAGAUUAGGCCAGAAGAAGAGCCUAGCAAGGGAGAGGUUGGAACCAUGUAAGGAGAUCCAUGAGACCACAGGAGAUGAGUUAUUGAACUAUAAACCCGCCCUGAGGACUGGGGGUGUCGCUCAGUGGUAGAACAAGUACAUAGCAUACACAGGCCCUGAGUUCAAUUCCCAGCACCACCAAAAAUAAAAUAGCCCUGUAGACCUGUUUGUUAAUACGUCUGCCAAACUGAGGUAGAAGAGGAGGUUUGGAGGUUUGGAGUUAUGGUAGAAGCAGGUUCUGGAAAGCAGAGCCAGAAAUCGACUCAUUCACACUGAGUCAUCUGGCCUGGUCUCCUGCCUCCAAGCUCAUCCUGCCUGCAGUGUGUCUGGCCAACUGUUUUUUCAACUCUCAAGGGAUGGAGAUGCUUCAACCUCCCCGGUCAUCUGUUCCAGAGCCAUUCCUUUUUGCCCUUAGAAGUAGUUGCUUUCUAAGAAUGGCAGUGGGAGGGAGGGGUCCUGAAAGAGUGGCAGAGGGGAGACAAGACAAACAGAACAAAUCAGUAUAAAGAACCCUCCAAAGGAAGAGUGGGGAACAGCCUCCACAUUUCACACUUCCUUCCGUCACUUAAAUGUGAGCAACUGGCUCCAAGAAUGUGGGGAUUCCAGAAGGUAAAACCAGCCAUCUGGGAACCCUGUUCUCCCAGAUGCCCUGACUGGCACAGGGGAGGGUCCUAUUCUGCUCUGAGAAAGCAGCAUGGAUCUAGACAUCCACCGCUGCCCAAGGGAAGCUGUGUUUUGUUCAAGAUCUGUAACUUUCACAAAUCUCUCUCCAAAGCAAUGUUCUGUAAAUGAAGGCAUGCCUUCCAUACCGCUUGGUUGUCUUCCAUGCACUCUGCCAGAGGAACUACUUUGCAUAGCAGUUCUCAGAUGCAAAGUCAUCUUGGCUAGUCCAAGGGGAUUCGAUGUAAGUAAAGUUACCAUCUCUUCCUCCAUUCAGACCUUUCUGUCUGCCUCCACCCUCUCAGUCACAUGCCCAGAAAUGAGUCAAAAAGCCUGUCCAGCCAAAAUCACUGUCCAAAAGCCCAAGUGCUCUGUUGUUCUCCCUCUAUUUUCAAGUUGAGGAGUACUUGGCCUAGUCUUCUUAUGCCAUUUGUCAUCUGGCUUUCAAGGUCUGCACUACGUCACAGAGCAGAAAGGUAGGCAGGGCCAGCCUAUAGGUGGAGGAAGAGGAAGCAGCCGCAGGGAACUGGAGACUGUCCAGCAGCCACUACCCCCAACCAUGCCUAACUGGCUCCACCUUCCCCAUACCCGGCCUUGGCCUUCUUGAUGCCUAGAAUCUCAUUCCAGUUCACUCCUCCCCAAACCUCUCAUGCCAGGCCCAGGCUGUGCUGAAGCCCUUGUCUCCUUUUCAGUCUGGAAGAAUAGAGUCCUUUCCUUUGGGGAUCUGGGUCAGUCCUGGAAAUGACUUUCAGCUGAGAUUGCAGCAGAGGAACUUCUGACUGCCACUAUGAAAUAGUACUCCAGUAGGCUGCCAUGGACCCCUUGCCUCUGGAGAUCAAAGCAAGAGAAAGGGUCAGGACUGUCCCAGAGGAUGGGGAUCAUCUCUUGAGAUGCCUCCCAGCUCCAGGACCUGAUUUUUAAAUGGCAAUACCAAGAUGCAGAUAAAGGUUAUAUGCAGGCUCCUUGGAGGCAGGGGCUCCCCCUCCUGUGACAUCCCAUGUGCCUGGGCAAACUUUCUGCACCCUGCAGAGAUGGUGCAGCAUAUAAGGGUGCGUGGAGGGAGUUCAAAUCCUGUCCAUGUGGAAACUAGAUGCUGGGGACCAGUGGGCACCAGCUCUGCCACCUGGUAGAUCUAUGCAGGAGGGUAGGCCAGAGUGUGGAUGUGUGAUGAGUCCCUCACCCCCGAUUACAGCACAUUACAACCUAUGAAGUGUCCUGUGUGUUUUUAAAUAAUUCUUACCAUGUAAAUAUUGUAUUACAUUUUAAUAAAUUUUUUUUUUGCAUUUUACUUUUGUAAUAUUGGGGUUUUAUAGAUUUUUAUUUUAUGGCCAACUAUACUUUUGUAAGGAAAUGUUGAAGUCUUGAGUAUUUUUAUCCUUUUAGAAAACUAUGGUUAAUGUCAACUGUAAGCACUGGUAAAUAUUAUUCAUGUGCAAUUUUUCUUCCUUUCACUCGGGACUUUUUAAGAAACUGUGCUUUGGCAUAGUGUUUUAUUUAAAAUGCUGCUUCGUUUUACACAUUGUGAAUACUGAAGAUUCUGAAAAAUAAAGAUGCAUUUAAAAUCUCUGUGCUGUUACAUUGUGGAAAUGGUAAUGUGCAUUGCUUUGCCAAAGUGGUAAUUAAAUGUUUAAUGGUUUAGAACUCCUAGUUCAGAAUAGGGGUUCUAGUCAUCACUCACAGUGCAGGGCUUCCAGACAAGCCUCCGAUUCCUUGGAAAAUGCACUUGGGAAUGGUGAUCUCCUGCUCAGCUAGGAAAUAUGGUUAUGUUGACAAGAUGGUUGUCAUGCUUGUGGCUCUGCAAUAAAUGUGUACUGAAAGCA